Messenger RNA from Vigna umbellata (rice bean), 1961 nucleotides. The record is from RefSeq and is a predicted model, not a curated record. Lineage: Eukaryota; Viridiplantae; Streptophyta; Magnoliopsida; Fabales; Fabaceae.
UUUAUUUAUACUUUAGGAGGGACGAGGGAGAGAGAGGUUGUUGGGAGGAUUGGGAUGCGAGAUGGACAAAAAGGGUUUCCUUUGGUGAAUUGAAUUGCUUACUUGGUUUGCUAUGCUAUGCUGUGCUGUGCGAUGCUAUGGUUCUUGGCAUAAGGAGACGAUCCAGAGAACAGGUGAUGUCUGAGUUGAAUUGAGGUAUAUAUAGUGGUGCGUGUGUGUGGGAGUGAUUGGUCAAUGAACGACACCAGCAUUCUCAUCCAAUUGGUUUCCUCGCCUCCCACAUGGGCAACUGUAAUCGCAGCCGCAUUUCUCCUCACUACCCUCACCCUCUCCAUGUAUCUUCUGUUCGAGCAUCUUUCCGCUUACAAGAAUCCCGAGGAGCAGAAGUUUUUGAUUGGGGUUAUCCUAAUGGUUCCCUGCUAUUCUAUUGAAUCGUUUGUAUCAUUGGUCAAUCCAUCAAUCGGGGUCGAUUGCGAGAUUCUCCGGGACUGCUAUGAAUCCUUCGCCAUGUAUUGCUUUGGAAGAUACCUUGUUGCCUGCCUUGGCGGCGAGGAACGGACCAUUCAGUUUAUGGAAAGACAGGGUCGUCUCUCUGUUAAAAUUCCUCUUCUGCAACAUUCUUCUGACAAGGCCACUGUUAACCAUCCCUUUCCUCUCAACUACUUCUUUAAACCCUGGAAACUCGGUCAUCGCUUCUACCAAAUUGUUAAAUUUGGCAUUGUUCAAUAUAUGCUAAUCAAAGCUUUCACUGCUAUUCUCGCUGUAAUCCUUGAAGCCUUUGGAGUCUACUGUGAAGGAGAAUUUAAAGCAGGAUGUGGGUAUCCAUAUACGGCAGUGGUUCUGAAUUUUAGUCAGUCAUGGGCUUUGUACUGCCUUGUUCAGUUUUAUACUGUUACAAAGGAUGAACUGGCUCAUAUAAAACCAUUGGCCAAGUUUUUGACAUUUAAAUCAAUUGUGUUCCUCACUUGGUGGCAAGGUGUGGCAAUUGCUCUCCUGUGCACCUUUGGUUUGUUCAAAAGUCCCAUUGCUCAAGGCCUGCAGUUCAAGUCAAGUGUCCAAGAUUUCAUCAUAUGCAUUGAGAUGGGAAUUGCUUCCAUAGUUCACCUGUAUGUGUUUCCAGCCAAGCCUUAUGAGUUAAUGGGAGACCGCUUUCCUGGAAGCGUUUCAGUUCUGGGAGAUUACUCUGCUGACUGUUCUCUGGACCCUGAUGAAAUUAGGGACAGUGAGAGACCCACAAAGCUGCGUCUUCCUACACCAGAUGAUGAUACCAAGAGUGGGAUGACGAUUAGAGAGAGUGUUCGUGAUGUUGUUAUUGGUGGUGGUGGAUAUAUUGUUAAGGAUGUGAAGUUCACUGUUCAUCAAGCUGUGGAGCCCGUGGAAAAGGGGAUUACUAAAUUCAACGAAAAACUACACAGAAUCUCCGAAAAUAUUAAGAAACAUGACAAAGAUGGAAGAAGAACCAAGGAUGAUAGUUGCAUUGCCUCAUCAUUACCUGCAAGGAGAGUGAUUCGGGGAAUUGAUGACCCCCUCUUGAAUGGGAGUGUCAGCGAUAGUGGCAUAUUGAGGGGGAAGAAACACCGAAAGAAAUCUGGAUGUGCAAGUGGAGAGAGUGGAGGUGAGAGCAGUAGUGAUCAAAGUUUUGGAGGCUACCAGAUUAGAGGCCGUAGGUGGGUUACUAAAGAGUAACCAAUUGUUAGGGAACAGCUUAUGAGUGGGAGGAAUAAUUUGUUACAUGCUCAGACUGGCUUUUGAAACAUGUUUGGUGCAUGAGAAUUCUGGUUGAUAUUUUCUUGUAUAUUCUUGUGCCAUUGUAUUAGGGGUCUUUCUGUAUUUGUAUAGAGGUUACUUCUGGCAGCUUCUAAUGCUUUGUACCAAACUAGAAAUUUCCUGCGGCUGCCAGAAUAAGCCAUUGUUUCUCGGGGACAAUAUUAUUUGAUACUGGCUGGGACAUUUGGAAUUUA